AUGGCCCAUGCGCCAGUGGACAAAGAGCUGACGAGACUUACAGCCACGCCGUUGUCUCCGGAGAUCGAGAGUACACCACUCCCUGUCGGAUUCCACCAGCCUAAGUUCACCUUGUACGAGGGCAAAACGGAUCCAUACAUGCACAUGAGUCAUUACCGGCAAGUAAUGGCUGGCCACCGGCGCAAUGACACCUUGAUGUGCCUCAUAUUCCCAACAAGCUUGGGAGAAUUGGGCCUGAAGUGGUUCGAAAGGCUUCCGGAAGAGAGUAUAGAGGGGUGGCAGCAACUAGCGGAAGCCUUCGUCACCAGAUUCAAAACCAACACUCAAACGCCGAAGGAGGUCGAUCAUCUUCUGGGCGUCAAGAUGGAGUCAAGGGGAUUAUUGAAGGCAUAUAACGCGAAGUACUGGGAAACUUACAACGAAAUCCUCGACUACCCUACCAAUCUGGCGAUCACUCAAUACAAGCGGGGUCUCCCAGUCGGGCAUAGGUUGCGGGAUUCGCUCACAAUGCACCAACCCACAACCAUGGAGUCCUUAAUGCAGCGGAUCAAUGAGCACAUUCGUGUGGAGGAUGAUGCCACCUCCGCGACCGAGAAGGUUAAUUCGGUCGCAGCGGACAGAAGGGUAGCAGGGAAAGUUCACUCGGUCGGGCAAAAGGAUAACCGCCCAAGCGACCGGCCAAAAGAUCAACGACAUAGCCCAAAUCGUGAUGACAGAAACAAGGGUCGCAGAAACGACCGAGCUGACGCUCCCCGUGAUGCAGCGGAGGAUGCUAAGAGAAAAUUGAAGGCGCGGACUGGAAUCACCAUGGGACACCGAACAGAGGACUGCUUGCCGCUCAAACAACAUUUGGAAGAGCUAGUAGCCGCGGGACAUCUUGACCAAUACAUAGAUGGGGGUAUGAAAGCCGCGCCAUUGGGGCAAACUGAGCCAAACGGCCUAGCCGCCCUAGAGGCAGCACCCCAAGGCGUAAUCAACAUCAUCCAUGGUAUUGUUGAACCAACAAGGGUCUACGAGCUCAGAGGGAUGAUUAAGAUAGCCGAGCACAUGAGGGAAGUGCUCUUCGUUCGGCCCACUGUGAAGAAAGGGAAGACCGAAGAGAAAGACAUUCUUACCUUUUCGAGCAGGGACUUGAAGUGGAUCCAGAUGUCCCACAAUGACGCCCUAGUGUUGGAGGACAAGGACUUGGCCCCUGCGACGUCCCCUUUGGUUGGCUUCAACUCUCAGCCAGAAUGGCCGGUAGGGAAGAUCAUACUACCGGUCAAAGCGGGUUCAGUCAUAAAGCAAGUAGAGUUCUGGGUGCUCAAAGUCCCAUCCACCUACAACUUACUUUUAGGCAGGGGCUGGUUGCACGCCAUGCAAGCAGUAGCAUCGACUUACCAUCAGAUCUUGCGCUUCCCGGCGCCAAACGGACAAAUAGAGGAAGUUUGGGGAGACUAG
Camellia sinensis is the source of this 1440-nucleotide messenger RNA. The record is from RefSeq and is a predicted model, not a curated record. NCBI's taxonomy places the organism in Eukaryota, Viridiplantae, Streptophyta, Magnoliopsida, Ericales, Theaceae.